Messenger RNA from Vigna umbellata (rice bean), 1402 nucleotides. NCBI's taxonomy places the organism in Eukaryota, Viridiplantae, Streptophyta, Magnoliopsida, Fabales, Fabaceae. The record is from RefSeq and is a predicted model, not a curated record.
ACAUUGGGAUGGGAGAGGACUGGGAACUCUAUUGAUUCAAAAAAAGCAGAGGACGUACUUGAGAAUCUGCAACCUUCCAAAACCUUAAAGGAGUUGUCAAUCUUUAACCAUGGUGAGAAUAAAUUUCCAAACUGGUUGCAACAAACUUCAAUUUGGAAUAUGGUGUCGUUAGAGUUGGACAAAUGUAAAUCUUGCCAAAGUUUACCUCCGCUUGGUCUUUUGCCAUUCCUCAAGAAGCUGGUGAUUUCAGGGUUUGAUCAGAUAGUGAAUGUUGAUGCUGAUUUUCAUGGGAAGAACUCUUCUUCGUUUAAAUCUCUUGAAACAUUGUAUUUCUCCGAUAUGAGACAAUGGGAAAAAUGGGAAUGUAAAGUUGUGACAGGUGCUUAUCCAUGUCUACAACAUCUUUCUAUAAGCUUUUGUCCCAAACUAAAAGGACAAUUGCCAGAGCAACUUGUUCCUUUGGAAACACUACACAUUACAAACUGCGAACAACUUGAGGCUUUCGCUCCAAGGGCUCUAGAUUUAGAACUACGUAACUGUGGAAAGCUACAAUUGGAUUCGGCCAUGAAAAGGCUCGUAAUGGGUGGGCACAACACGGAAGCAUCCUUGCUGGAAAUGGUUGGAUCUAACACUCUUGAGCACUUGGACAUUUCUUCAUCCCUGGAGUCCAUGAGUGAUGACUGUGUCUUUGUAAGGACCAUUUCACUAGAUUUCUUUCCAAUACUCAGGACCCUUAAUCUUAGAGGGUUUGGUAAUCUACAGAAGGUUUUACAGGAUCACGCUCAUUAUCAUCUCCAGGAUCUGACAAUCAAAAAAUGUCCUAAAUUUGAAUCAUUAUCUGGAAUCAUGCAUAUGUUGUCUCUCAAAUCACUAUGGAUAGAAGAUUGUCCGAGACUUGUGUCGUUUCCUGAUGGAGGUUUGCCAUCAAAUCUAAAUGACAUGAGACUGAGUAAUUGUUCUAGACUUGUUUGCUCACUGAAAGGAGCUUUCGGAGACCGUUCUUCUUUGGAAAGCUUGUGGAUUGAAGGAAUGGAUGCAGAAUGUUUUCCUGGUGAAGGCUUGCUUCCACUCUCUCUUACUUCUUUAACAAUAUGUGAUUGUCCAAAUCUAGAAAAGUUAGAUUAUAAAGGUCUUUAUCAACUCUCAUCUCUCAGAAGACUGACUCUUGUUAGCUGCCCUAACCUCCAAUGCUUACCAGAGGAAGGUCUUCCAAGAUCAAUUUCAUAUCUUUGUAUAGGCGAUUGUCCUUUGCUCGAACAGCGUUGCCAGACAGAAGGAGGGGAAGAUUGGGAAAAGAUUGCUCACAUUCAAAAUCUGAAUAUAUUGUAAUGUUGUUUGUUUUGAAUAGUGAUGCAUUUGGUCGGCUACAAUUUAUUUAAGAUCAUGAAAUGGCAAAUUGUAA